UCAAACGUGUCUGCGCAUGCGCAAAUGGUCUUCUUAGCCGAGCGUCCAAAAUCUGUCAGAUCAGCGGAGCGUUUUUGGAUUACUACCUUCACUUGUUUUACUUACGGACUUUUCUUCAAGUACUUGUCGACCUUCCCCACGAAUAAAGCGCUUCAGUGGGUGGAUAUUGCGCCCUCAAGUUUGGAAAUCUAACAAAAUGACGAGCAGUGCAAAGAGGAAAGAAGACAGUCAUUUGGCGAAUGGAGGUGUAAAACAGUCCACAUGGACCAAAGCCCUCAGCAGUAACGCCGUUUGGGAAGAGAAGGAUGAAUUUUUAGAUGUCGUCUACUGGCUUCGUCAAAUUAUUGCUGUAAUACUUGGUGUCAUAUGGGGCAUUGCACCAUUAAAAGGAUUUUUGGGAAUAGCGAUAUUCUGCAUUAUAAAUGCUGGGGUUCUGUAUGUAUACUUCAGCAGCUUUCAACAGAUUGAUGAGGAAGAAUAUGGAGGCACAUGGGAACUCACUAAAGAAGGAUUCAUGACAUCUUUUGCUCUUUUUCUGGUGGUGUGGAUAAUCUUUUACACAGCACUACAUUUUGACUAACUUCUUCUGUGGACAUUAAUAUUAUUCUUGGUCAUGCUGAACCUCUGUGGCUAAUGAGGGAAGUGCAUUAUGUCAUCACAAUGUGCAGUGCAUCAUGGGAACUAUGGUUGAAAGAAACUGUCCAGAUUGCCAUCCUCUAAUCAUACAUUUUGUCAAUGGUUUUGUAUCUCUUGAAAGACAUCUUCCAUUACAUUUUCUGUAUAUUUGAUUUCCUUUCCCACACCAAAGUUGCCAUGACUGUAUGAACAAAUAGUCUACAUUUUUAAGCAUAAGUGAUCCAGAAAUUGAUGAACAACUUUGGUAACAAAUGGUUUAAUGACAUUUGAGUAAUAAAUUGAACUUGAGGACUAGCCUUUGAUUUAGUGCACUGUUCAUCUAAGCAACAGGGAAGGAAAUAUGCAAUACAUUUUCCCGAACCACACAAUGCUUCCGUGUGUGAAAAUACAGUGCAGAGGUUUUAAUAUUAAAAGCUGUUUGAGUAAUUUGGGUAGAUUUGUUUUUCAGUAGCAGAUCACACUGCAUUAAAAGUCUUACAUUAUCUUAAACCUUUUAAUUUAAACUUGUUUGUAAAUAAAUACAAUUUGUAAAUUCAUCUAGUAUUACACAGAUUUGUUUGUACUGAUGUUAUAUCUUAUUUGAUGUAACAUUUCUCAGUAAGUAUUUUAUAGUGAAGAACAUUAUAAGGUCAUCGUAUUGAAGCUCUCACUGUUGAUAUUUAAAAGGACUGCAUUUUCUGAUCAACUCUUUUAAAAGUCAAUAAAUGAGGGGGAGUUAUUUGACCUCCAUUUUAAAUUAC
Messenger RNA from Periophthalmus magnuspinnatus, 1376 nucleotides. It is a transcript of the gene rab5if, whose product is annotated as RAB5 interacting factor. Gene Ontology annotation, biological process: mitochondrial respirasome assembly. The transcript is spliced from 4 exons. Bases 197 to 580 code for a protein of 127 amino acids. The record is from RefSeq and is a predicted model, not a curated record. NCBI's taxonomy places the organism in Eukaryota, Metazoa, Chordata, Actinopteri, Gobiiformes, Gobiidae.